Messenger RNA from Vicia villosa (hairy vetch), 3240 nucleotides. Its product is annotated as scarecrow-like protein 28. The record is from RefSeq and is a predicted model, not a curated record. NCBI's taxonomy places the organism in Eukaryota, Viridiplantae, Streptophyta, Magnoliopsida, Fabales, Fabaceae. The transcript has 2 exons. Gene Ontology annotation, biological process: regulation of DNA-templated transcription. Gene Ontology annotation, molecular function: DNA-binding transcription factor activity; sequence-specific DNA binding. Gene Ontology annotation, cellular component: nucleus. The coding region runs from base 884 to 2929 and encodes 681 amino acids.
ACUCAUCCGUACACCAACGGUCACAUUUCACCGACAUCCAUCAACGGUCAUAUAACCCCUCACCUUCUCACCGUCCGAUCUUUAUCAAACGGUCCACAACCAUUCCUUUCCACCCUCUUCCCUUUUACAAAACCAUGCCGUCAUCUUGUUUUUCAUGUUGGUAAUUCAACCCACUCGUAGGACCAGGAAAAAAAAAAGAACAACAACAUAGUUUUCUACUAAUCAUGAUGGAGACAUGAACAUCAACAACAACAACCUCAACAACAACAACAUUAGUUCUUUAGGGAAUUUUUCAUCAGCCACGAAUUCCAAGGUGUAUGUUUCUAUUUCUCUUCCCUUCUUCUCAUUUUUCUUAACUCACAACACACCAUUUUUUUAAUGAACUUUGUUUGAAUUUUCCGGAAUCCGAUGAUCUUUUUUUGUUUGUGCUAGGUUAAUCAUGUUUUGAUUUCUUGUUUAUUUAUAUCACAUUCUUUCAUUCUUUCCUGCAUAUAAUAACUACACAUUCUUUUGUUACUAUUAUCAUUAUUAUUAUACAAAAUAUACAAGUUCUUCUAGCACUCACAAAUUACAGUCACAGAUUCAAUUCAUUAUAGGAUCACUCUUUGAAUUUGUUUGGAUUUUAUACAUUCAUCGGAUUCCUUUUUUUUAUUAAUCAGAAAUUGAAUUUGAAAGGAUUUUUUCACACACACACACAUAGAAUCUCAUACAUCAAACUGCAUUUCUCUUCUCUUUUGAGUUGUAGGAAAAAAAAACAAAAACUAAUUUCUUUCAUACUUGAUCGUUGAGUUAAUACUAAAUUGAGAGAAAAGGGAAGAGAAAAAAAAAGAAGCAGAAGCAAUUGGGGUGAGUGAAAUACAAAGGUUGCAAAAACGGUUAGACGAUGUUGGCUGGUUGUUCUAGCUCGACAUUGUUGUCACCUACUCACAGAUUAAGGAGUGAAGUAUCAUCAGCAGCACAGUUUCAAGCUUGUCAUUUCCAGAUACCAUCAAUGAGCGCACAGAGAUUGGAUUUACCAUGUAGCUUCCCGAGGAAAGACGGUUCUUCGCGUUCGCAGCAGCAGUUGAGGCCCGUGGGAAUUUCGGUGGAGAAGCCUGAAGUCAAGAGCAGCAGCAAUGGUAGUAAUGCGUGUUCUCUGCAGCAGAACAUUCGGCUACCGCCUUUAGCAACGACAGCGCAGACAUUGGGAGAGAUCAAGGAUGAGGAGUUUUGGGAGAAGGGUGGGAGGAGUUUGAAGAGGUUGGCGGAACAUGGAUCUUUGGAUGAGUCUUUUGCAAAUAGAGUUAAGAGGAAAAAGGGUAACGGUGGUGAUGAGAAUUUUGAGGAGUUUGAAAGGGAGAGUUUCAGUUUGGCACAAUUUGGAGCUGGAAACUUUUGGUCUGUUCAUAAUUUUGGAGGCUUUAAUAAUAAUCCUUCACUUCCUUUCUCUCUGAAUUGUUCUGGAGAUGAGGAAAGGGUUUGUUUUGCUCCUGCUGAAGUGGUUUCUGCACCUUUGCCUUUGUCGAACAGUCCUUGGAUCGAAUCUGCUGUAACAAAGAUCACCAAUUUCGGUGAGGGUAGCCACCAACAUCAACAUCAUCAUGUCAACGAAGGUUCAGUCUCUAAUGAUUCAUCAGAAAGCCAGAGUUUGAGCCUGAGGUUGAAUGAGAAUGCAUCAGAACACGGGGAUGGUAGUGGUUCAGGGAAUCCUUAUCAGCAUGAAGGCACUGAAGUGGAGACAGGAGAAGAGGAUGAAGAAGAGGAGCAUCGCGGUUUUGAGCUUCUGAGCUUGCUUACCGGUUGUGUUGAUGCUAUUGGAUCAAGGAAUGUGGCAGCAGUCAAUCAUUUCAUAGCGAAAUUGGGGGAUCUUGCAUCUCCAAGGGGAACUUCCAUAAGCAGAAUUUGUGCUUAUUUUACAGAAGCCUUAGCCAUCAGAGUCACCAGGCUUUGGCCUCAUGUUUUUCACAUCACUGCCACUUCUCGCGAUUUCGACAGGGUGGUAGAUGAUGAUGAAACUGUCACUGCUUUAAGGCUUCUAAACCAGGUUACCCCAAUUCCCAAGUUUCUUCAUUUCACAUCAAAUGAGAUGCUGUUGAGGGCUUUUGAAGGUAAAGAAAGGGUUCACAUUAUAGACUUUGACAUAAAGCAAGGACUUCAAUGGCCUAGCUUGUUCCAAAGUUUAGCUUCAAGGACUAAUCCUCCUAGCCAUGUUCGAAUCACUGGCGUGGGGGAAUCAAAGCAAGAGCUGAAUGAAACUGGAGACAGGCUUGCUGGUUUUGCCGAGGCUUUGAACCUUCCUUUUGAAUUUCAUCCAGUGGUGGACAGACUUGAAGAUGUGAGGCUUUGGAUGCUUCAUGUGAAGGAACAUGAAACUGUGGCUGUGAACUGUGUUUUGCAGCUUCACAAGACCCUUCAUGACGGAAGUGGAGGAGCAUUGAGAGACUUUUUGGGUCUCAUUCGCAGCACCAAUCCUACAAUUAUGGUUAUGGCAGAGCAGGAAGCGGAACACAAUGAGGCGAGGUUGGACUCAAGAGUCUGCAAUUCGUUGAAACAUUACUCGGCGCUGUUUGAUUCGAUUGAUCAUAGCGGCCUUCCACUGGAAAGUCCAAUGAGGAUGAAGAUAGAAGAGAUGUUUGCUAGGGAGAUAAGAAACAUCAUUGCUUGUGAAGGAAGGGACAGGUUGGAGAGGCACCAGAGUUUCGGGAAUUGGAGGAAGAUGAUUGUGGAGCAUGGAGGGUUCAGAUGCAUGGGAGUGACUGAUAGGGAAAUGUUUCAGAGCCAGUUUCUGUUGAAGAUGUAUUCUUGUGAUAAUUACAAUAUUCAGAAGCAGGAGAAGGAAGGAGCAACAGCACUUACUUUGGGUUGGCUUGAUCAGCCUCUCUAUACCGUAUCUUCUUGGGCACCGGUCGAUGUCGCUGGAAGCUCAUCCUCUUUUUCUCAGCCAGCCUGAGUGAUACAUUGUUUCAGAGUCAGAUAUAUACAGCAGAGAUAAACAACAAAAGGGUAGGAGUCACACAGCAAGAGAUUCUUUAUUGGUAGGAAAAUUGUCAUUGUUAUUAUUAUUCUUUCAUUCUUUGUUGCAGAUAAGAUUUACUAGUUCAAAGAGUAGAGUUAGUGCAAUUUGUUUGUAUUAAUACAUCAAUACUAGUUUCUGUUGUUAAUUUUAUAGUCAAGAUUUCUAGAUAUACACAUUUGAAGUCAAUUUCGACUCAUUAGUUCAUUGUUUAUGUAUUCAUUCUAUAUCAAAGUGAAAUGAAAUUC